CUCUCGUCCGCUACACAAGGCCAAGGAUAGGUCGCGCACAUCCACUCUCUUCAUAUGACCAUCGUGGUGCAUGGAGCUCCGUGAUUGGUCCUGUCUGUCUCUAACCCGUGUUCACAUUUCCCAGAUUCGGCUGCUUUCGUCCAGCGGUGCACUUCUCUUGAGCUCGUUCUCUUAUCUCUCUCUCUCUCCAUCAUCACCUGCCGGCCCCCUUCAUCCUCGUCCCUCAGGUAGGAGACCGAGUAUAAGCUCCCCUCCUUUUUCGCAAUCUUGCCCGGCGUCCCUCCUCACUCCGAUUUCCCCUUCUAUCCGACGGAGGAAUUCUUUCUUUUUCAGGCUGUAUCAAUAUUGGGCUAUGUACCCGUGACGUACUUUCAUUCCUUGUGGCGGGCCCUUUAUCCCUUUCAACCUAUCUCUGUGACAUCUCUUGCUCCAAGUUCACGUUGGUGAGAAGAAGAGGGAAAAGGAAAAAGUAUCACCAUUCUUAUCUGUGUCCGUCAUUCCUUGACCUUGGCUCAAAAUUUGCGAGGCUGCUGGAACAAGUUUCGCCAAUCAAAACCCCUUGGACAAC
Molecule: messenger RNA, 568 nt
Organism: Aspergillus vadensis CBS 113365
Lineage: Eukaryota; Fungi; Ascomycota; Eurotiomycetes; Eurotiales; Aspergillaceae
Exons: 2
Coding region: 71-364 (97 amino acids)
Source: RefSeq, a predicted model, not a curated record